GUGCAUGACACAGGGCUGAGACCGGAAGUGAUCUAAUUUCAGACCCGUUCCAGGAGGCCCGAAUUAAUCGGGGGAUUUCUAUGGAAGAGAUGUCAGGAGAAAGUGUGGUGAGCUCGGCUGUGCCGGCAGCUACAACACGGACCACUUCCUUUAAGGGGUCCAGUUCCAGCUCCAAAUAUGUGAAGCUGAAUGUUGGGGGAGCGCUGUACUACACCACCAUGCAGACCCUGACCAAGCAGGACACCAUGCUGAAGGCCAUGUUCAGUGGCCGUAUGGAGGUCCUCACAGAUAGUGAAGGCUGGAUUUUGAUUGACAGAUGUGGGAAGCACUUUGGGACCAUCCUGAACUAUCUGAGGGAUGGUGUUGUCCCGCUGCCCGAGAGCAGGAGGGAGACGGAGGAGUUGCUGGCAGAGGCAAAGUAUUACCUGGUGCAGGGGCUGGUGGAUGAGUGUCAAGCAGCAUUACAGAACAAAGAUGCUUAUGAACCAUUCUGUAAAGUUCCAUUGGUUACAUCAUCUAAGGAGGAGCAGAGACUCAUUGCCACUGCCAAUAAGCCUACAGUCAAACUGCUUUACAACAGAAGCAACAAUAAAUAUUCAUAUACAAGCAACUCUGAUGACAACAUGUUGAAGAACAUUGAGCUGUUUGACAAGCUGUCUCUGAGGUUUAACGGCCGAGUGCUCUUUAUCAAGGAUGUGAUCGGUGAUGAAAUUUGUUGCUGGUCCUUUUAUGGCCAGGGCAGGAAGAUCGCAGAGGUGUGUUGCACGUCAAUCGUCUACGCUACUGAGAAGAAGCAGACCAAGGUUGAGUUCCCAGAGGCUCGCAUCUAUGAAGAGACCCUCAACAUUUUGCUCUACGAGUCUCAAGAUGGCCGUGGGCCUGACAAUGCACUGCUGGAGGCCACAGGGGGCGCUGCAGGCCGUUCCCAUCACAUUGAUGAGGACGAAGAGAGAGAACGUAUUGAAAGGGUGCGAAGGAUCCACAUCAAGCGGCCUGAUGACCGCACACACCACCACCAGUGACCCUCCAGUUUCUCCAAUUUUCAGUGCCUUAACAACCGCCAGCACUUAAGUUACGCCCCUCUGUUUUCACACGGACGUGUCAGUUAAAAGUUAGCCAGUUUAUAUAGCAUUGAUUCUGCUACCUUAGAGAAAGGGAUAUUCCCAAAAUAGCUAGUAUUUAGGACCUCAGUAGGUCACACUGAAGUCUGGAUAUAGCAUAUAGGGCAGCAUGCUCAAGCUGUGUUAGUGUGGCAAAAGUCAGGCAUUGAUCUUUAAAGUCUGUUGUUCACUUUUGAGGACCUUACUUAAAAGAUGUGAACAAAAGUAUACAACAGGAAUAGUUUUACUGCAUAAAUUACAUUCUCAGAACAUUUGGCCCUAUUUGCUGUUUUUAAUAAAUACAUCAAGUUAAUCGAUUAAAUUCAAGAAUUGCAGCAAAUAUUAUAAUUGAAGUGUCAGCAUUUCCCCUUUAUUUAGUGUUUUUGUUAUGUCCGGUUUAAUGGUUCAUCAUUAUUUACCAUAUUAUUUCUUUGUCAUAUUGUUGGAGUGAAGACUGUAGGGUGGCUUGGUGCCUUAGAGGUUAAUACUGUACUUUUGAGUGUUUUCAUGUGUAAUGUGUUUUAACCGUUUGAUUUGUGUGGCUUUUGAAUUUAGUUUACGCCUAGUUUAUUUGCUUUUGAUGAUUUGUGUUAAAGUGUUGGAACCAUCAGAUCACAGUGCUGAUAGUGACUUACUGAGAUGUGUUCUGAUUUGAGUUUUACAAGGUUUCAUCGAUCCUGUUGGUGAAGAAGUGAGAGGACUUUAUUUUUGCCUUAUUCUCAUAACUUAAUGCAGAGCCUGAUUAAGAACUCCCGUGUCACAAUAUUUUUACACAUUACAGGAGAGUGUCAUACAAAUAUGCUUUAUAUGUCCAUCCUUAAUUUUACUAUGCUUUCAAGAAAACAUUUCACAAGAUUCAAUUAAUUAAUCUCAAAGGAUUAUCAACCUACAUGCUGGAUAAUUGAGGUCUUGAUAAAUUACAUAUGAAAUUUAGCCAGAAGGGGGCACUAUAGUGUAAUGGUGUCUUUGCUCAUAAAUGGGCACUUCAAUGUGAUCAAAACCCUCAUUAUAAUGUUUCUAUCCCCUAUCAGUUUUAGUAAAAGUGAAUAGGAUUUUGAUUGAAAACGAUUCCACAGCACUGUUUUAAAUUCUAUGAAGUUAAAUAUGCUUCUAGGUUUUGUAAGUUAUCACACGGAAAGAAUGUAUGUGUGUGUAAUUCAGUAAUUGACACCAAGUAUGAGAGUGUAAGGAGAGACCUGACUGCAUUUAAGAAGCUCUGGGAAGUCCUCUGCUGCAGUGUGUUGCAUCACAGAUUACUUGUGCUCACUAGUUUUAUUAAAGGUAUACUAAAAAAAAAAUAUGAAAUCUGUAUACUGUAGAGAAGUUUGUACAGACGUGCACAUAAAAUGUUUUACAUGCAAAUUAUUUAUACACAUGUUAUCACAAAUAAAGAUUUCUACAAAUUUA
Molecule: messenger RNA, 2507 nt
Organism: Xyrauchen texanus (razorback sucker)
Lineage: Eukaryota; Metazoa; Chordata; Actinopteri; Cypriniformes; Catostomidae
Gene: kctd10
Product: potassium channel tetramerization domain containing 10
Exons: 7
Coding region: 81-1022 (313 amino acids)
Biological process (GO): proteasome-mediated ubiquitin-dependent protein catabolic process; protein homooligomerization; protein ubiquitination
Cellular component (GO): Cul3-RING ubiquitin ligase complex
Molecular function (GO): ubiquitin-protein transferase activity; protein binding
Source: RefSeq, a predicted model, not a curated record